Drosophila albomicans is the source of this 918-nucleotide messenger RNA. Its product is annotated as protein brother. The transcript is spliced from 2 exons. Gene Ontology annotation, cellular component: core-binding factor complex; nucleus. Gene Ontology annotation, molecular function: transcription coactivator activity; sequence-specific DNA binding. Gene Ontology annotation, biological process: regulation of transcription by RNA polymerase II. NCBI's taxonomy places the organism in Eukaryota, Metazoa, Arthropoda, Insecta, Diptera, Drosophilidae. The record is from RefSeq and is a predicted model, not a curated record. The coding region runs from base 209 to 883 and encodes 224 amino acids.
CUGUCAUCUGGUAAGGUCAAAAACUAAUCAGUUACAUUUUCAAAAAUUUGCGCAGCUGUUAGGGACGAAGUAUUACACCGUAACAGGUAGGAUUUGUAUAUUACGGUGAUGACAGCUGCUGCCGUGGAUCAUAAAACUAUACACUGCAGAUAUCAGUCUGCUUUUGCACAUCAAAGUGUUAACAUCUGAAGUAUCAUAUAUCAGUGAAAUGCAUCAUCAUCAUCAUCAGAGUCUUGGAGACGCUGCCUUGGCUGGCAUGAUGCCGCCUUAUGAGCAAGCACCGAUGUUUGAGCCACCCAGACCUCGCUUCAUCUUCCGCAUGCCGCGAGUGGUGCCCAAUCAAAAGUCCAAGUUCGAAAGUGACGAACUUUUCCGCCGCCUGAGCCGCGAGAGCGAAGUGCGAUACACUGGCUACCGGGAACGCGCCAUCGACGAGCGAAGGAUGCGAUUUGUGACUGAUUGUCGCAAGGGAUACGCCGAGCUAUCAUUCUUGGCGUCUGGCACCAAUCUGCAGUUGUACUUCAAUGCCAAUCACAAUCCCUAUGCGACGGAGCAGGAGUGCGACUUUGAGAAGGAGCGCAACAAAGUUCACUUGCGUUCCAGUUUCAUUAUGAACGGUGUGUGCGUGCGUUUCCGUGGCUGGGUGGAUCUGGAACGCUUGGAUGGCGUGGCCUGCUUGGAAUAUGACGAAGGACGUGCCCAGGUCGAGGAUGCACAGCUGAAUGAACAGAUCGAAAGUCACAAUCAACGCAUGGCUGAAUCGAAAAGAAUGUAUGCGCCCACUCCGCCAGAGGAACAGAUGGUCCCUCAUCCUAGACCCUUACCGUGCAUGGCUCCAGAAACAUUGAAUAACCCACCGUUAAGAUGGCUCUCAUUUGAAUAAGAUCUUAAGCCUAGUUAACAUAAGUUGUGUUUUUU